AUGGUGGGAGAGGAUAGAGAAAGCUCGGCGGCGCCGCCGGCGGCGGCGGCGGAGACGGGAGUUGGAGGAGGGAAGAAGGCGGGAGGGAAAGGAGGAGGAGGUGGUGCGGAGGGGAUGAGGAAGGGGCCGUGGACGCCGGCGGAGGACGAGAUCCUGUUGGAGCAUGUGCGGCGGCACGGGGAGGGGAACUGGAACGCGGUGCAGCGGCUGAGCGGCCUCGCGAGGUGCGGGAAGAGCUGCCGCCUGCGGUGGGCUAACCAUCUCCGGCCCAACCUUAAGAAGGGUUCCUUCGCCCCCGAGGAGGAGUUCCUUAUCCUCCGCCUCCAUGCCCAACUCGGCAACAAGUGGGCGCGCAUGGCGGCGCAGUUGCCCGGUAGGACUGACAACGAGAUUAAGAACUACUGGAACACCCGCCUGAAGCGCCGCCAGCGCGCCGGCCUUCCCAUCUACCCGCCGGAGCUGCAAGACGCCAUCCGAUUUGGCCGUCGCCUCCAGCGUCAGAACCAGGCUUCUCAGGGAACGCCGCCUCCGCCGCUGCUAUCUGCAACCAGACACCAAGCUCAGCUUCCUCCUCUGCAGCUCCCGCCGCUGCUGGACCUCGUCAGCUUCUGCCCUCAGCUGGAAAUGACUCCCCCACCGACUUCGCACCCCUGCCAGUUGAGCUUCGCGUUCCCGGUCCCGUCUCUCUCGCCGCCCACCACCCCUACGCCAUCUCUACUCCGGAAACCCCAGAUGGGGCUGUGCAACUACGAUUUCAAUCCGCCGACGCUGAUGUCGCCUCCUUACGCGGUCAAAAUGGAGCUCCCUUCGAACCAACUGUACCAAGAAGCUGCCGGCGGUGGCGGGCCAAGAAAUUGCGGGCUGACGGAGCCUCUUCUGCCGGAACCACACCCGCUAGGUCUGGAGCAUAUCAAAACAGGGGAAUUGUUGCUGUUGCCGGCCGUCGACGACCACGCCGUCAGAUGGGGAAACCUUUUCUGUGCCGGAGAUUACGACUGCGGCAGCAACCAGGAAGGCACCAUGGAGACUCCUCUGCAAUUCGACUUCGGAACCGAGGGAAACGGUGAAGCACUGGGCAGCAGAAUGAAAGACAUGGCAGAGUUUCUGGACCUGCCGGCUCCGGUGGUCCUAGACUGGUGCAAUUCCGACAACACGGAGCUAUCGAGCGCACAGCCGUCGACGGUUGUUGUGGGCGAAGACGUCGCAGUCGACAUGCAGCAGCUGGCUCCUUCGCAGGACUGGAACGUCAACUCCUGGCCGUGGAGCAACAUGCCGGGAAUUUGUUGAGGAUAAUCCCUUAAUCCAUGCGACUCUGCAGUAGGGUUGGAUCGAUCGACGUGU
Zingiber officinale is the source of this 1341-nucleotide messenger RNA. RefSeq names its product transcription factor MYB97-like. NCBI's taxonomy places the organism in Eukaryota, Viridiplantae, Streptophyta, Magnoliopsida, Zingiberales, Zingiberaceae. The transcript is spliced from 3 exons. The record is from RefSeq and is a predicted model, not a curated record. Gene Ontology annotation, molecular function: catalytic activity. The coding region runs from base 1 to 1287 and encodes 428 amino acids.